CCGCCUGAUGCACCCGGAAGUGCUCCUGAGGACGGGGGUGGGGGCGGUGACAAUUGUGCCGUACAACAAGAUGGCGGCACUCCUGGGGCAGGGUUUAUGAGUGUGCGAGGCGCUGUGGCGAGCGUCAGGGACAGCCGUGGAGGGCAACUAUCUCCCUGCCCACCCCCGUGAGGGCUUGGAACCGCCGUGUCGCUCCUCUCCAGCCCCGCGGAGCCGGGGCGCAGAGCAGGGGAGACCCGCGCUUCUCCGCGUGCGUGACCGCGCCUGGGCAACCUUGGAGUAAUGUGGAUUUUUUGCUCCCAUUUGCUCCUUCUGCAGAAACGUAAAAAGAAACGCGUAGUGGACCAAGGUGAGCUGGAUGCUUUAGAAUACUAUUCAAAGGAGGACUUUGCUUCAGGAAGUACAUACGAUUGCCGUCUACAGUUUCAGGAAGUUGUUUUUUCUUCUGGAAAAGCAGAGCUAUGAUGUCUGUGGUACAUCAUCUGACAUCGGGCUGGCUUGUGGAUCAUCUCUCAUUCAUCAACCACUGUGGUUAUGAAAUCUGUGACUCCUUUGCAUACCCUGGUGGUGUCACUCCCAAUGCUUCUGUCAUAUCUACUGGAGAUUGUCAUGCUUCUUCUAACUUUCCUUCUACCUCUUCAUCAAGAGAUGAUCUCAUUCCUGAUCCUGGAGAUGAAAUUGAAACAGAAGGUAAAAAAGCAAAAAUGAGAUAUGUCUUUCGGGAGGAGUUCUUUGACAUUUAUAAGCCCCAUGUAGCUGCAGCUCCUGAGGAGCAGCUGUGGCAGGGAUGCCCUGAAGUGAGUCUCACGGAAAUAAAGGCCGACAGCAAGAGAGAGGAACACCAAGAAGGAAGCAAGAGUGGCGUCAGAGAUUCUGUGGCCACUGGCAAGAAGAAACGUAAAAGGAAAUGUGUAUUGAACCAAGGUGAGCUGGAUGCUUUAGAGUACCAUUCAAAGAUCAGGAAGCUUAUUUGGGAAGGCACUUCGCAUUUAGUCCAAGAAGGUCUCAAAAGUGGUUUUCUUCACCCCACUGCUGCAGAACUCAGUUGCAGGAAGAACGGUGUUCCUGGACACAUUGGCUGUGGGUUGGCUGAGUUAUGUGAAAUGGCAAAGCAGUUUCCAGCUGUGAAUGAAAGCAACCAUGAAGCUGUACAUGUGCUAGAUGAUGAAACCUCCAUUCCAGAGCAGGACCUGCUUUCAUGUGUUACAGAAAACAGCUCAAACUUUGCAAAGAUAAUUGUGUUAAUGGGGCAGAAGUACUUGGUGCCACCAAAAAGCAGUUUCCUUUUAUCUGAUAUUUCGUGUUUACAGCCCCUGCUGAACUACAAGAAAAAAUAUGAUGUAAUUGUGAUUGAUCCACCAUGGGAGAAUAAGUCUGUUAAAAGGAGUAACAGGUACAGCUACUUGGAUUCAUGGCAAAUCAAGCAGAUUCCUGUACCAGCACUAGCUGCUCCAAAUUGUCUUGUAGUCAUGUGGGUGACUAAUAGACAGAAGCACUUACGUUUUGUUAAGGAUGAACUUUAUCCUCAUUGGUCUGUGAAAACACUUGCUGAGUGGCAUUGGGUAAAAAUUACUAGAGCUGGAGAAUUUGUAUUGCCUUUGGAUUCUUUACACAAAAAGCCCUAUGAAGUUCUUGUAUUGGGGAGAGUUCGAGGAGGUGAAGAGGAAGCCUUAAGGAAAUCUGAAGAUGUGCUUCCAAUUCCAGAACAUAAGUUAAUUGUCAGCAUACCCUGCAGUCUGCAUUCACAUAAACCCCCUCUUACUGGACCUGAGUGCUUUACAGUGCUAUGGUAAGAAACGGUUAAUCCCUCUCACAAAAGUGGUUUCGUCUUCGCCCAAGGGGAAAACUCACCACGAAUAUGCGGAUAUUGAGGGUUCAUGUGGGUGCUAUAUAAUUGCAUCAGAAAAGGCAAGUAGAAGAAAUGCAUAAUACUGUUGGAGAGGAGAGGCAUCGUAGUUUGCUUCAUUCAUGUGCUUUCCUUUUUCUGUUCCCAAGGACCAGAACAGCUUUAAUUAGAAAGCUGUUGUUAUAUGUUCAGGUAGGCUCUUGAAUUUGCAUUUUGAGCUUGUAUUUUUUAAAAUAGCGCGUGUAUAUAUAUAUAUAUAUAUACACACACACCUGUUAAAAAACUAAUGGAAGGCACAUACUUUGGUUAGCUAAAAAUAAAAAAAUCUCAUUCUAGAAAGAUCUUUUUUUGAAGUUCUGAAGCCACAUCUUUAAGAAUUAGGGCUACAGCAGGAGGUAUGUGUGUUGAUUUAAACUAAUGAAUGGUAGAGUAGAGAUUUGGGAGGCAGCCACCUAUGGCCUUUUUUUAGAAAACCAAUACUUAGCAGCACACUCAAACACAAACAGGAAACUUGUGAGGUAUCCAAGGGUGCAGAACAGCAGUUUGUAUGUAUUAUAAAGGUCUAAUGCCAGAAUGGUCUUCAAAACGAUUCCUUUGUUAGGGCAGAAUCUAGAAAACAUUGGCAAAUCUGUUGUAAAUUAAGAUGCUGAAUGGAUUUUGAAAGAAAUUAUCCAUGCUAAUCUAUGUAUUUCAUGAAUCUUUACUUGAAUGCUGGGGUUUAAGACCAUAGUGCAGCAUUUGUUUGUGUUUGAAAAAUUAGUUUGCUGUUGAGCAGUAUUAGUGAUUUACAAGGUUUUUAUAAAAACCUCAAAGUAUUGGCAGCUCCAUUCUAGAACUUGGUUAUGGAAUAAAAAGGUAGACCAUAAGACUAAUUGCUGAUGCUUCGACUUCAGUGCUGUGAAAGGGUUAUCUCUUUCUCAAUCAGAGAGUAUUCUCAAGUGGCCAGUAGAGAGCAGCUGAGCUACAUCUUAGAGUGAUUCAAAAGAAAUUUGAACAAAAGCAGAGUUUUGGUGUUGGGGGAGAAGGACACUUGAUGAGUCACAUGCAUUCUUUAUGCUUUGUUUAAGUAGUAACAAAGCCAAAAAUACUAGUAUUUAUUGAUGCUGUCUGGCACUUUAUUUCUUGUUACUACUAUAAAGCUGUAUGUUGGUACAUAUGUAGCCACUUAAUGACUGAUUAUAACAGUUUAUGUCUCUGGGGGGAGACAAAGAUGUAAAUUAAAGUAAGCCAUCAAAAAGAGAUGUUUGGGUUCCUACAGUGCAUUUAACCAUGAAAUUGUGACUGCAGGGCUUUUUGGUGAUGCAUAUGCUGUGUUCAAUGCUUAGAGCUUUAAUAUGUCAUUGUAAAUGUACUUAAGCUUCUUUAUGCAAAUGUGUUAAAAUGAAAUUUUAUUACUCCUGGUUUUGAUUCAAAUAACAGCAGGUUUUCUUCCUAAUUCAAUUCCAUGUUGCUCUUAGAAAUGACAUAGAAGAUAUUGUUACACAGAUCAUGUGAAACAGUGCAUAAGUUCAAAUACCUUUUUUCCUUUUCCUGUUUUAUAGAUUAUUCUUAUUAUAGCUGUUUCUUCUACAGUUUUUUUUAGUAUGUAUGUUUAUUACUAUUAUUUUCUGGUCCUGCUCUGUUCAGGGUUUAGACAAACUGGGCAAUAAAGACCUCUACACUGUGAACUCUUUUGAAGAGUUGCUAUGAAAUGAGUUCAGUUGUAUGCUUUGUGCUUUGCAUGGCUCACAAAUCAGACAGUAAAAAGCCAGCAAAAUAAUUUUCAGUUUUUGUCUGAUUUGCCAUGCAGAAUUUGCUGUCUGGAUAAUGGAAGUUCAAAAGAUAAGGGGAAGCUGUUUCUUCCCAGUCUUUGAGAUUGGUUGAAUGUCCUAAGCAUGCUUUUAAAAUUUGUUCUCUUAGGAAUAGAAGUUUUUGGUGAUUACUAAAACUGCUUUUGGUUACUGGAUUUACUGCUGUGAUGAUAUUUUUAAUCUAUGCAUUUUAAGAACUAAUGUCAUCAUUACUAAUGUACUAUUAAUGAAAUUUUGUCACCUAAAUAAUUGCUUUCUCUACUGAAAAGCCUAUCUAAAGCAUAACACGGUUCUAUUUUGUUUUUAUAUGGAGACGGGAAAAAAACCUCCGAUAAAGCCUGGACUCUGCAUUAAGCUAUGCACGAUCUUAUGCCUGUUAGGGUCAAAAAGAUGUCAUACAGGUGUCAGGAUCUGCUCCCAGAGAGCUUCUUGUAAGCUUUGGAGCUUUGCUUUCUACAGUCUCUCCUUUCUCUUCUACAGAAAAACUGCAGCUUCUUGCAACAUGGGCUCUCUUAGUUGAUCAAGAGAAUAGAUUUUUGGAAGACCAUUGUUAAAAUGCUGGCAGCAAAUUGUGCACAGAAGUCCUUAGCUAAAUAAAGCAUGGAAAAAUAACAAAUUUUACCACAUUUCUUUUAGUGUGGUGGGUUUGCAAAAUAGUAUAAAAGCAGCUACUCAUAAGUGGUAUCUAAUUAGUUGAACUCCCAUGACACCAAACAGCAGUGCUCAGUGCAUCAAGUUUUCUGUCAGUAUGUACAUUUUCCUCUAAACUUCCCAGACUCAUCUCUGCAAAUCUUAGAUUUGUUCAAACAUUUUGCCUCUAAAAAAAGCAGGCUUUUAGAAUAAGAUCCCUGCUGGUAGCAAUAUUUUUUAGAUUAAAAACUGCCUUGAUGAUAACCCAUCUGAGACUUUCUUUUGACAUUUGUUAAAGAUUAAGGGGAGGAGAAUAGAUUUAUAAGCCAUGCCAAAAUACAAGAAACCCUGGAAGCGGCCAUUACAAAAUAUUCAAGCAAAAGUAUUGAAUUGAUUUGAAGCUUUGGAAGGGGUGAGGUAGGAAAUGCAUCUGGGAUUGGUAGAAACUCGGUCGAGAAGUGGAUGCUCAUCUGUCUGCAACAGGAGCAAUCUGUAACAAGAUCAGCUGGGGUCUGACAGGAGGAGUCUGUGACUGCCAAUCUAGAUGCAGAAAGUCAGGACUUGGAUUACACCAAAAAGAAAAGCAUUUGCUGUCAUACUUUGAUGUAUGCUGAUUGGAUGUAUCUUUGCUUUCUGAAAUGAUCAUAUCUGAAGAUAUUGAGUCAAGCAACAUAAUGUUGGAUUUAGGAACUGUAUUUUUAAGCUAUAGAAAUUUAGAAAUCACUGGGAGAUCUGAACAAAAGUGACCAAAAUACCCUUUGGAAAAGAAAAUGUGUUCUUAGUUGUUCUUCUUUUCAUCCCGAGUUACAAUAAAAACUUAAUAUGUCAUUUUUAAUACAGAUAUUUUUCAGUCUUUCUGCCUCCUUUAUGUUGGGUGCUCCUUAGCUUUUCUCAUGCAUAUUUUUGUACAUAAUAUCUUAGUAGCUAUUUUCUGAGACCUAGUGAUGAAUUUGUUUGACUCAGCCACAAACUAAAUGGCUCUGUAUAACAAGUAACAUGUUUAACAAUAAACUGCUCACAAUAAUACUUUUCAGGCAAAAUGCAAGAUCUUUUUCUGUCACUCCAAGAAUACCAGUCAUAAUUGUUGCCACAAUUGAUAUUAAUAUUAGACAUAUUUUUAUUUUGAAUGAAGCGGUAAAAAUGCCCAACUGUGAAAGAAAUUUGAGUUUUAUGUUACUGAAUGAACGAACACAGUUACGUAAAUGUUUCUUCAGUUGCCAGGUUUGGUAUGGAGGAAAAAGAAGUCCUUGCAUUUUAUAGCCCCUGUUUAAGAUAUGGAGGAAAAAGUGUGAUCUUAAUUAAGGAAGAGAUUAAUUUCUUAAUUAAUGUAUAGAAAUGUUGCCCCUGUUAUGUGAGUCUUUAGGAGGUCUUAGAUGUCUUAGGAGGUAGAUAUUUGUGGAAAAUUCAGAACUCCUCUAUGUAGAAACCUCAUUCCCUUUCUCUAAAUGGAAACCAUUACAUCAGGGCUGUUGAAGGCCUUGGCAGUAUUGUUCAGAAUCUCAAGGGCACUUAUUUAAAAUGACUUUCUCUCUAUAAAUAUUCCAGGUGUUUCAAAUCCUUGAAAUUAAUUUUCUGCCUCUUUCAUUUUAAUGAACCAUUCUGUGUUUUAUCCACUGACAGCACAGGGGAGGUUUUAUUUAUUUACUGUUGUUAUUUGUACCUUUGUCACUGUUAUGUGUUUUUUUUUUUUUUUUCCUCU
This is a messenger RNA of Cuculus canorus (common cuckoo), 5965 nucleotides long. It is a transcript of the gene METTL4, whose product is annotated as methyltransferase 4, N6-adenosine. The transcript has 10 exons. The record is from RefSeq and is a predicted model, not a curated record. Bases 462 to 1793 code for a protein of 443 amino acids. Gene Ontology annotation, cellular component: RNA N6-methyladenosine methyltransferase complex; cytosol; nucleus. Gene Ontology annotation, molecular function: nucleic acid binding; RNA methyltransferase activity; site-specific DNA-methyltransferase (adenine-specific) activity. NCBI's taxonomy places the organism in Eukaryota, Metazoa, Chordata, Aves, Cuculiformes, Cuculidae.